Phoenix dactylifera (date palm) is the source of this 1463-nucleotide messenger RNA. RefSeq names its product eukaryotic translation initiation factor 3 subunit I-like. The record is from RefSeq and is a predicted model, not a curated record. Gene Ontology annotation, biological process: cytoplasmic translational initiation. Gene Ontology annotation, molecular function: RNA binding; protein binding; translation initiation factor activity. Gene Ontology annotation, cellular component: eukaryotic translation initiation factor 3 complex, eIF3m; cytoplasm. Lineage: Eukaryota; Viridiplantae; Streptophyta; Magnoliopsida; Arecales; Arecaceae.
CCUAAACCGACGUCAGUCGCAGCUUUCGGCUUUCCGCCUUCCCCAACUCCUCCGGCGAUCUCUCCAUUCGACAGCGCUCACCCUCCGCUAGGAUUCUUGCCGUCUAGGGGUAGGGUUUUCGUUCCAAGGUCUCGCUUCGUUUAUCGAAGGGGAUAUCUAGGGCAUCGCUGAGGAGCUCGCAAGAUGAGGCCGAUCCUGAUGAAGGGCCACGAGAGGCCGCUCACGUUCCUCAAGUACAACCGGGAGGGAGAUCUCCUUUUCUCCUGCGCCAAGGACCACACGCCGACCGUCUGGUUCGCCGACAAUGGCGAGCGCCUCGGCACCUAUAAAGGCCACAACGGCGCUGUCUGGUGCUGUGAUGUCUCCCGGGAUUCUACACGACUUAUCACUGGCAGUGCUGACCAGAGUGUGAAGCUGUGGAAUGUGCAGACAGGGGUCCAGCUGUACUCUUUUAACUUUGAUUCUCCAGCUAGAGCUGUAGAUUUUUCUGUUGGUGAUAAGCUUGCUGUAAUCACAACAGACCCAUUUAUGGGCCUGCCUUCCACCAUUCAAGUGAAAAGAAUUGCCAGAGAUCCUAGUCAACAGACUGGUGAAUCAGUGCUUACAAUCAAGGGUCCUCAUGGGAGAAUCAAUAGGGCUGUCUGGGGACCUUUAAAUAAGACCAUAAUAAGUGCCGGAGAAGAUGCUGUGAUCCGUAUAUGGGAUUCGGAGACUGGGCAGCUGCUGAAAGAAUCCGAUAAAGAAACUGGUCAUCAGAAACCUAUCACUUCUCUGUCAAAGUCUGCCAAGGGGUCUCAUUUCCUCUCUGGAUCAUUGGAUAAAUCUGCCAAGCUCUGGGAUGCCAGAACACUAACUCUUAUCAAGGCAUACGUGACUGAACGCCCAGUCAAUGCAUGUGCGAUAUCUCCGCUUCUUGAUCAUGUGGUGAUUGGAGGUGGUCAGGAUGCAUCGCAUGUUACAACUACCGAUCGUCGUGCUGGGAAGUUUGAAGCAAAAUUCUUUCACAAGAUUCUUCAAGAGGAAAUUGGGGGUGUGAAAGGGCAUUUUGGACCAAUUAAUGCUUUGGCCUUCAAUCCUGAUGGAAGAAGCUUCGCAAGUGGUGGUGAGGAUGGUUACGUGAGGUUGCAUCACUUUGACCCUGAUUACUUCAACAUCAAAAUGUGAUUUCAGCACAUUACAUGAAAUUGAGGAUGACUGGUUCAUUAAUUCUUUUUCCCCGUCAUACUUUUUUGUUUCUUGUAAGUGCGAUACCCUAGAGAUGAUUUGAUGCUAAUCUAUAGACACAUUUCCCUCUUUGGUUUGUGUCCGAAGUUUUAUAGGUAACAUCAUUUCCAAUGAUUGGUUACUCUGCGAAGGUGUCUUGCAGCUUUGCUGCCUCCUUAAAUUAGAUCUUAUGUAAUAAUUCAACUCCAUACCACUGGCUUUGAGAAAUAUAAACUGCUAUCGAAAGUGUUACUUAUGCU